Saccostrea cuccullata (small rock oyster) is the source of this 1505-nucleotide messenger RNA. RefSeq lists its product as uncharacterized. Gene Ontology annotation, molecular function: transmembrane transporter activity. Bases 159 to 1505 code for a protein of 448 amino acids. Lineage: Eukaryota; Metazoa; Mollusca; Bivalvia; Ostreida; Ostreidae. Gene Ontology annotation, biological process: transmembrane transport. The record is from RefSeq and is a predicted model, not a curated record. The transcript is spliced from 10 exons.
GUAAAUUUUAGCAGCUGAGCCUGAUUGCAUAAUGGAAAUCUACCAGCGUAUAUUGCGUGAGAUGAUUUCAAGGGGGGAAAGGGAUGGCAUUUCAAAUUGGUCUCUUUGACGUGAAGGGAUUGGAAAACUUUGAACAGUGUUAUACAUGACAAGCAGCCAUGACUGACAAACAAGGCAGUGACAAGCUGACAAGGGUCGUGGUAAACGUGGAGGAAAUAUCUCCCGAAGAAAAAGUAGAGAGCAAUGGUGUGGAUCUUUCUGCUUCACACCAGGGGCAAAGUGUUGGGAAAAGGUCAUCAAUAUGGGAGACUGCUAAAAAUAAAAUCAGAAUUACCCCCAAAGAUGCCACACCAGUGAACUGGAAAAUGAUAGGACUAGUCUUCGUAUCAAUGUUUACAAGUUCCAUCAGUCUUACUUUUCUGUUCCCUUUCCUGCCAGAGAUGAUAUUGUUCUUUGGUUACCAAGAGACAGACAAGGGUUACUAUGCAGGGUUGGUGGCUUCCAUGGUGUUUGCCGGCAGAGCAAUGGGAAGUUUUUUCUGGGGUUGGUUGUCUGAUAAAAUGGGGCGGAGACCAGUCAUGCUAAUAACCAUAUUUCUGAAUGGCUUUUUCUGCUUGAUGUUUGGAUUCACCUUUAACCUUCCUAUGGCUCUUGUCACCAGGUUUUUAGCCGGUUUAGUCAAUGGCACAGUCGGUGUUUCUAAGUCAAUCCUGUAUGAGAUUUCUGAUGACACAAAUCAAGCCAUUGGCAUGUCCAUAAUUUCCAUGUCUUGGGGAGCAGGGAUAAUACUGGGGCCAGCUGUCGGGGGUCUAUUAGCUACACCAGCCAAGAGAUACCCCUCUGUGUUCCCCUCAGAUGGACUGUUUGGUCAGUUCCCCUACCUGCUCCCCAGUCUGAUUGUAGCAUGUGCCUGUUUUCUGGGUUUUGUUGUUGACCUUAUAGCUUUACCAGAAACCAGGAACAAAAAACAAGAGGAAUUAGUUGUUGAAAUUGAGGAAGAUAAUGAAGAACUUCAGAAAUUGGCUCCAUUCACACAGAAGGACUCCAGCAAGACGGACAAGAUGAUAUCGAUGUCCGCUGAGGACCUCCAUUGUCACACAGAGAGAGCAGUGUACGAGGUCAAACUGUACCAGUCCUGCCAGGAACUACACAAGUCACAUGACUCAAACAUGGCGGCAGGGGUCAGACAAAGGUCAACAUCUGAGAAUGGUAGAAUGCUGAUGGACGAAGUGGAAAAAGUAGAAGAAAAUAAAUCCAGGAGUGUCCUGGAUAAAGUGAAGAAAACAACUUUAUAUAAGAUAUUCAGUAUGCCUGACUGUAGAACAGCUGUUUUCCUGUACACUGUGUUUUCCUUCUCUGCUAUUGGUUUUGAGGAAAUUUUUACUGUCUGGGCAUCUACUAAAACAUAUUAUGGAGUUUAUCCCUCUGAUUGGAAAAUUGGGUACUUAAAACCAUUAUAUAAAUGUGAUGAUCCAUAUGUGACACCUCAAAUUACAGAGGAAUAG